Helianthus annuus (common sunflower) is the source of this 927-nucleotide messenger RNA. Its product is annotated as nuclear receptor corepressor 1-like. Bases 1 to 927 code for a protein of 308 amino acids. The record is from RefSeq and is a predicted model, not a curated record. NCBI's taxonomy places the organism in Eukaryota, Viridiplantae, Streptophyta, Magnoliopsida, Asterales, Asteraceae. The transcript is spliced from 4 exons.
AUGGCUUCGCCUGAUUCAUCUCGUGUUGGAGUUGAACCUACGGCAUCUGAAGGUAGAGAUGGUAAGUUAUAUGAUUCGAUAUUGGCCACAAACAAAGUUAUAGCAAGUAGAUCAUCCGAUGAGCUUAGUAGAGAUGGUAAGUUAUAUGAUUCUAUAUUGGCCACAAACAAAGUUAUAGCAAGUAGAUCAUCCGAUGAGCUUAGUAAGUUAUUACCAAAAACAAAUUUGUGUACUAAUUUAGUGAGAUCUACGUCUACUGAUGAUUCACUGAUUAAGAAAAGAAUCUCUAUGAGGAAGCGUUUCUUAAAGUUCAAAGAACGGGCCAUCACUCUUAAGUUUAAAGCAUUUCAGUAUUCCUGGAAGGAAUCUCUCCGCUUGCUCUCCGUAAGAUCCGGUGCAAAGUCGCAGAAGAAGUUUGAAUCGAUCUCUCGCUUGGGAUAUAUCGAUUCUCAAAAGCACCGUAUAUCUAACCAUUCUCGUUCAUCUACUCCUGGUGGAUGUUUGCGUCUGGUUCCAACGAAAGAGGUAGUUGAGUAUGUGAACAAGAUGCUUUUAGAUUCACGUGUCAAGACCUACAGGAACAUACAGAAGAUGCCGACGUUUAUAUUAGACAAGAGGGAACGAAUGGGCUCUAGGUUUAUUUCGGAUAAUGGAUUAGUGGAGGACCCUAUUGAUGUUGAAAAGCAAAGGGCCGUUGUUAAUCUAUGGACCGAAGAAGAUAGACAAAUGUUAUUAGAUAAUUAUGCUUUGUUUGGCAAAAACUUCAAAAAGAUUGCAUCUUUUUUUCAACACAAAACAGUUGCUGAAUGUGUUGAGUUCUAUUACAAGAAUCACAAGUCUGAGAGUUUCCAAAAAAAUAAAGAAGAAUUCAAAAUUUUGCGAAAGGGAAGUCGUGUGAUGUUAAUACUAACAGUACGUAUUUGGUGA